AACGGUAUAGCUCGUACUGUUAUGUGCUGCCCCAAAUCAUGCCGAUUCGGCACUGAAAUUUCUUUAACCGUGUGUGCGUGUGCCGUGUGGUGGCUUGUAAACUGGCGUUUGAUCACCUGGCUAUCUCGAAGAGAAAAACACAGCUAGCUAGUCGGUACAGACCACAUCCAACGGUCUUGGUUGUGUGCUAGCUCUUGCCUUGCAUCAGCCAAAAGUGACAGGUUUUUCAGCAGGUGAUCGAAUCGAUUCCAUCGAUGGAGAAGAUAAUGGAGCAGGAGGGGACGUUGCAGAGACAGCGGGCGUCGGUGCCGGCGUUCGGCGAAUGGGACCAGAUGAAGGCCGCCGGCGUUCUGCCUGACUACUCCAUGGACUUCACCAAGAUCCGCGCCGCCAGGAUGCAGCGCAAAAGCAUGCCCUCCCUCUGGUCCAGCGCCGGCAGUGCACCAGAGGUUGUGGGCGGCGGCGACGACGACGAUCGGAACCACGUCAAGCAGCACUCCGAGCACGGGGACGACGAUCGCCGCCACUGCCACCACCGCCGCCAGCACAGCGACGGCACCGACCUCCGCCGGCCGCUCCGCCCAGAAGCACCCAAGGCGAGGAGCAAAGUGAAGGACUAUCUGUUUGGUUGCGUGGGUGGAUGGUGAAACCGAGGUUGCACCUGUACCAAGAACCAUCUCGCCAAUCGAUCAAGAAACGGAAAUAUGUACAGGAACGGGAAAUGGAGUUCUCUGCUACUGGGUUUGUCGUCUCACCAAAAACAUGUGAUUUGUGCGUGCUGAGUAUGGGUGUCGACAAGUGUGCUUUAUUUUUUCAACUGGUUGAAAGUACGAGAGCCAUUUCGGAAUUUGCUCUGUA
Lolium perenne is the source of this 858-nucleotide messenger RNA. RefSeq lists its product as uncharacterized. The record is from RefSeq and is a predicted model, not a curated record. Lineage: Eukaryota; Viridiplantae; Streptophyta; Magnoliopsida; Poales; Poaceae.